This is a messenger RNA of Lipotes vexillifer (Yangtze River dolphin), 1782 nucleotides long. Its product is annotated as zinc finger protein 501. Gene Ontology annotation, cellular component: nucleoplasm. Gene Ontology annotation, molecular function: RNA polymerase II cis-regulatory region sequence-specific DNA binding; DNA-binding transcription repressor activity, RNA polymerase II-specific. The record is from RefSeq and is a predicted model, not a curated record. Gene Ontology annotation, biological process: regulation of immune system process; negative regulation of transcription by RNA polymerase II; regulation of cytokine production. Lineage: Eukaryota; Metazoa; Chordata; Mammalia; Artiodactyla; Lipotidae.
AUGGCGGCGGCGGCACUGAGGCACCCGCCUCAGGCCUGUGUGACCUUUGAAGACGUGGCCGUUUACUUCUCCCAGGAGGAGUGGGGGCUCCUUGAUGAGGCACAGAGGUUCCUGUACCAUGAUGUGAUGCUGGAGAACUUUGCACUUACAACAUCCCUGGAUUGUCAGUGUGGAGCAGAGGAUGAGGAGAUCCCUUCUGAGCAGAGUGUUUCUGGAGGAGAGUCACAGGUCAGGACUUCUCAGUCAGUUCCAUCGACCCAGAAGACUCAUCCCUGUGAGAAGUGUGUCUCAGUCUUGAAAGACAUUUUGCAGCUGACUGAGCUCCAGGCAGCAUAUCUUGGGCAGAAACCAUACUUUGGUGAGGGGUCCAGCAGCUUCUGGUUGAAUGCAAGCCUUCACCAGUAUCGGGAGCAUGGCAAUGGAGAGAAAAACCUUAAAACGGACGUGGACAGGUCCUCGAUUGUGACGAGCUGCAGACUCCCUGUGUCAGGGAAGCCCUUCCCCUGUGGGGAGGAGGGAAAAGACUUCCUAGCUACCUUGGGCCUUCAUCAGCACCAGGCCCCUCCCAACAGUGAGAAGCCACACAGCAGCAUUGAGUCUGGGGAGGCCUUAAACAAUGGAAAAAGUCAUAACAAGUGGAUUGAAUGCAGGGAAGUUUUUGGCAACACUCAUAUACUUCACCACCAGAGAGUCUGUGCUGGAGAAGGUCUUGAAGAGUGUAGCAAAUGCAAAUAUAGACUUGUUCAGCAUCAGCAAAUUCAUGUUGGAGAAAGGGCUUAUGAGUGCAGUGAAUGUGAGAAAUUCUUUAGCCGUAAAACCCAUCUCAUUCGACACUGGAGGGUUCACACAGGAGCAAAGCCUUAUGAGUGCAGUGAAUGUGGGAAGUCUUUUAGCCAGAAAUCUGACCUCAUUCAACACCAAAGAGUUCACACUGGAGAAAAGCCUUAUGAGUGCAGUGAAUGUGGGAAAUCUUUUAUCCAGAAAUCCAUCCUCAUUAAACACCAGAGAGUUCACACUAAUGAAAGGCCUUAUAAAUGUGAUCAAUGUGGAAAAUCGUUUAGCCAAAGUUCUGGCCUCCUUCGACACAAGAGAGCUCACACUAGAGCAAGGCCUUAUGAGUGCAGUGAAUGUGGGAAAGCCUUUAACUGUAAAACCCACCUCAUUCGACACUGGACAGCUCACACUGGAGUUAGGCCUUAUGAGUGCAGCGAAUGUGGAAAAUCUUUUAGUGAGAAAUCUGUCCUCAUUCAACACCAAAGAGUUCAUACUGGAGAAAAGCCUUAUGAGUGCAGUGGAUGUGGGAAAGCCUUUAGCCAGAAAUCUGUCCUCAUUCAGCACCAGAGAGUUCACACAGGAGAAAGGCCUUACGAGUGCAGUGAAUGUGGGAAAUCCUUUAGCCGCAAAACCCACCUCAUUCGACACCGGAUAGUGCACACUGGAGCAAGACCUUUUGAUUGCAGUGAAUGUGGGAGAUCCUUUACUCAGAGCUCUGGUCUCCUUCGACACAGGAGAACUCACGGCAGUGAGUAUAGGAAAUCCUUUACCUGCAAAUCUGACGUCGGUCAACAUCAAAGAGUUCACACUGGAAAAAAAGGGACAGGCCCAUCCAACAUCCCAGACAACAUCAUCCUGGCCCAGGAGCUCGUUGCUGGAGAUGACAUCACCUCAGAUGAUAACAGUUCAAAUGACGUUGUCCCAACCCAAGACCUCAAAGUUGGAGUUGACUUCACCCCUUACACUAAAAUCUUCACCCCGGCAAUGCCCAUGGACUGCCUCUCCUAA